AUGGACGUCGCCCCUCCUCCUCCUCCUCCUCCUAGCACGAGAACUCGUGAUCGCCAUUUGAAGGUUAAUGGAAAGGAUCGACGAUUUCGACUUCCUACGUCAUGUGCUCAACGUGUUUUUUCGCUAACGGAAAAACUUGGUCAUAAGACGGUUGGCUGCACGAUUGAAUGGCUCUUAAUGCAGGCUGAGUCCUCCAUUAAUGCUAUUCUUGCCAAAAAAAUAUCGGCAUUGCCAUCACCGCAACGUCUUCCUCCUGUUGUUGAGAGUUCAAUUCCUACGUCGACUCAUCGGAACAGAAGCGUGCAGCUUCCUCCUUUUGUUUUUUGCCAUGGAUUGGAAUUAGGCGAUAUGGAGUUCUCUAGAGAAGAAGUUGAACGGUUCGCUUCAACUACUACUUCAUCAGAGUCGGUUGGAUCUUCAUUGGCCUCGCAACAUAUGAAUGCAUCAAAUGAGAAAAUAUGUUGA
Nicotiana tabacum (common tobacco) is the source of this 465-nucleotide messenger RNA. The record is from RefSeq and is a predicted model, not a curated record. NCBI's taxonomy places the organism in Eukaryota, Viridiplantae, Streptophyta, Magnoliopsida, Solanales, Solanaceae.